CUCAUCACCAGACAAUUCAAAGUUACCAGCAGUCGCUCCUUUGAACCACCAUACGCUCUGUCUGCUGUUGUCCCCGGAAAAUUCCACCCGUCUGUUCAUUUCUCCUUGAACACCAUCACCGAUCUCCUCUCUCCUUUACAAUAAUUAUCUCAUCGCGUUGCCCUUGAGUUCUCCAGACAUUCUCAAGAUGAUAUUUAUCAAGGCUACUCUUCUCGCAUUCAUUUUGACCUUCAGCAGCCUUGCCAUCGCCGUCCCAACCCGUGCUUGUCUUCUGUCCGCGGUAGGGUAUGUGUGCCCAGUAUCCAAACCCUGCUGCUGCUGUGGUUGAUAUCACUUGCUGAAUGAGAAUACCUAGUUCUCAGCCUAAUCCGGAUGAUCUUCAGGCCAUUUGCGUCACAAAUGGCAAGCGAAUAAAGGAUAAGAUUGCGGACCUCUGCGGCGACGAUACCAAGGUGGCUAUGCAGCAGUUCUCCGACACAUGUGCCUCGGCUGGGUACAAAGUUGGUAUGUUGGAUAGGAAGCUGUCGCACAGACGUAUACUGAGCGCAAUGUUCUAUGUAGUGAACGACACAUUCACCAUUUCUGGCGUCUCAUCAUCCACCGCCGUUCCGAACCCAACUAAGACCGGUUCUGUCGAUGUCACUCCAACCGUCUCGUCCAGCAUCAUUUCAGGGUCCAUUUCAAGCCCAUCUCCCAGCUUUCGGCCCAGCUUCAGGCCCAGCUCAUCACCUAGUGCUUAUCCCAGCCCGAUCGUUUCAGCUGGUUCGUCGGACCGCCAUGUUCCCGCUGCCGCAUUCGCAGCUGUUGUCUUCUUCGGGUUCGCAGCGGCACUGUAGUCUCUAUCAGUACUUGUUUAUCAAUUGCGGGUCAACAAUUUGCGAAUCUGCAUUCCGUCGUUACAUGUUCGAGUAUGACUUCUUGUACAAUAUUCCGCCGUGGAAUAGAACGCAGCUCAACCAUGAUUUGCUUCGUAUAUGCUACUUUGCAAGACAAUUCCGGUGGCCGAAAAGGGAAACCCUUUGAAGAACCUGAUGGAUGCCGGUGGAGAGGUCUUUUCUUAGCCAAUUUCUCGAUAUCUUACCAAGCAUCGCGGCGGUCUGCCUCCAGCUGGUAGUUUAGUUCACUCCAGCGCGGAGCUGAUUUGUAAGAU
Molecule: messenger RNA, 1150 nt
Organism: Aspergillus homomorphus CBS 101889
Lineage: Eukaryota; Fungi; Ascomycota; Eurotiomycetes; Eurotiales; Aspergillaceae
Product: putative GPI anchored cell wall protein
Exons: 1
Coding region: 342-836 (164 amino acids)
Source: RefSeq, a predicted model, not a curated record